Fraxinus pennsylvanica is the source of this 321-nucleotide messenger RNA. The record is from the annotation of a GenBank genome assembly. Lineage: Eukaryota; Viridiplantae; Streptophyta; Magnoliopsida; Lamiales; Oleaceae.
AUGGCGACGUUUGAGCUGUACAGGAGAUCGACGAUUGGCAUGUGCCUGACGGAGACACUUGACGAGAUGGUUUCGAGUGGUGUUCUUAGCCCUGAGCUUGCCAUUCAAGUCCUUGUUCAAUUUGACAAGUCGAUGACUGAAGCAUUGGAAAGCCAGGUGAGGAGCAAGGUUUCUAUAAAGGGACAUCUUCACACCUACAGAUUCUGUGACAACGUUUGGACUUUCAUCGUACAAGAUGCUCUGUUGAAGAGCGAAGAUUUCGCGGAGAACGUUGGUCACAUGAAGAUUGUGGCAUGCGACUCGAAGCUGCUUACUCAGUGA